Molecule: messenger RNA, 2943 nt
Organism: Cryptotermes secundus
Lineage: Eukaryota; Metazoa; Arthropoda; Insecta; Blattodea; Kalotermitidae
Exons: 25
Coding region: 918-2789 (623 amino acids)
Biological process (GO): mitotic sister chromatid cohesion
Molecular function (GO): double-stranded DNA binding; cohesin loader activity
Source: RefSeq, a predicted model, not a curated record
AGAACAGUAUUGCUGGUAUAUUAAUCUGGAUUGAGAGAGGAAUCCAGGACAAAGAUCCGAAAUUUUUAACUGUCAGAAAGCCAACAAUAUCGCUAUGGCGUUCAUAAAGACACCCACUUGCAAACGUCCACAAAAUCGAAAUGUCGGAACUAUUAUACGCACGAAAAUUUCUUCCAAAACUACAAUAGGACGUCACGGCUAUGGAGAUCAUCCGAACUAUAUUCUGUUCUACUUCAUCAAUCGAUUUCAUUCAAUUACUUUUAAGAUCUAACAUUUUACUUCUCAACUUUUAAUCUUAUUACAUACGAAAGUAAAAAAUACACAUAAAAUUAGAAAUUUAAUAUCUAACUGACGACGUUUGCUAAUACGAGCCCAUAUUAUUUCAGCAAUUUGGUGAUGACGGUUAUGUAUUUAUUGUAACCACCUGACGAUCUUCACAUUGAACGAAACAUGUGGUUUAAAAAAAAAAUGGUAUUUACAAUUUAAUAGUUAGUUUCAUUUAUUUAUUUAUAAAUACUUGUGUUGAGGGCCGCAUUAAAACCUUCUUGAUGAUACACAAUAGGAUGGAAACAAGAAAGAUACUUAUUGUCCGUUGCGUGGUAACGGCUGUGUAUACACGUAAUAAUAUUUAGUCCGUUGCUAAGCAAUGGCCGCUACAACGCUUCGCAGUAUUGUUAGGAGCGGUGUUUUCUGUGUGGUCGUGCCGAAGUUAUAUGAGGAGGGCUCAGACGGAAGGAAUUGACAGUUGCAGUUGAACGAGUUGCAAGUCAGUCGUUAUUCAUCGAGAACAAGCGUCACUGUACAUGGAAGGAGUGAAGGGGAUUUAAAUUUCGAAAGCAGCUAGUAUCAACGGGAACGUGAAGACGUAACGGUGAUGAGAAGUAAAUGUUGCCCCUGUGGUUAAUCAGUGAAGGAUUAUGCCAUCACUUGAGAUAAUGGGAUUUGCAGGAGUCAUAGGUUAUUAUAGAAUGCUAUAUAUUUCGUGGUUCUUCGCUGCCUGUUCUCUGACAUGUUUUGGAUGGUAUGUACUACUCAUCAUGGAGAAAGGAAAGGACAAAAAAAAUAAGAAUGAGACUACAUCCAAGAUAUUUAAAAUGCAGGAAGUCUGUAUCAAGAAGGUAUCUGAGCAAUCAGCAAUGACGAACAGCAGAAGAAAUGCAUUUAAACAGAAGGAAUUUCAGAUUCAGAAAAAAGUCACAGCUACACCACACAUGCAGCUCAACAAUGUGAAUGUUAAUGACAAGAAGGUGCAAAAGGUUGGAGAAGUCACAGAGUCUUUCUCUCAGAGGCUGAACAAUAUGGAGCACCCCACUGAGAAGAUACCUACUCAACAAGCAGAAAUGACAACAUCAAAGACAUGGUUCAUCAAAAUUCUGGGGCUCCUAUUUGGACGAACUUUGGACAAGAAUGUGGAUAAGUUUAAAGAAGACAUCGAUACUUUGUCCGAUAGGCUGAAGAAGUUGGAGGACCAUAUCAAGAAGGUGGAGAAUAUUAAAGAAGUCACAGAUACUUUAUCCAACAGGAUGAAGAAUGUGGAUGAAAAAAUUGAGGAGGUGGAGAAGUUUAAAGAAGUCACAGAUAAUUUGUCCGAUAGGCAGAAGAAGCUGGAGGACCUUAUCGAGAAGGUGGAGAAGUUUAAACGAGUCACAGAUACUUUGUCCAGCAGGCUGAAGAAUGUGGAGAACAAAAUUGAGAAGGUGGAGAAGUUUAAAGAAGUGACAGAUAAUUUGUCCGAUAGGCAGCAGAAUGUGGAGGACCAUAUCAAGAAGGUGGAGAAGUAUAAAGAAGUCGCAUACACUUUGUCUAAAAAGCUGAAGAAUGUGGAGGACCACAUGGAGAAGGUGGAGAAGUUUAAAGAAGUCACAGAUAAUUUGUCCGAUAGGCAGAAGAAUGUGGAGGACCAUGUCAAGAAGGUGGAGACGUUGAAACGAGUCACAGAUACUUUGUCCAGCAGGCUGAAGAAUAUGGAGAACAAAAUUGAGAAGGUGGAGAAGUUUAAAGAAGUGACAGAUAAUUUGUCCGAUAGGCAGAAGAAUGUGGAGGACCAUGUCAAGAAGGUGGAGACGUUGAAACGAGUCACAGAUACUUUGUCCAGCAGGCUGAAGAAUAUGGAGAACAAAAUUGAGAAGGUGGAGAAGUUUAAAGAAGUGACAGAUAAUUUGUCUGAUAGGCAGCAGAAUGUGGAGAACCAUAUCAAGAAGGUGGAGAAGUAUAAAGAAGUCACAUACACUUUGUCUAAAAAGCUGAAGAAUGUGGAGGACCACAUGGAGAAGGUGGAGAAGUUUAAACAAGUCUCACAUACUUUGUCCAAUAGGCUGAAGAAUGUGGAGGACAAUAUUGAGAAGAUUCAGGAAGAUAUAAAAGUCUUGGUUUCUGUGUCUGUGCAGCAGAGUGAAAUGGCGCUCCGUGCCAAAGAGAGAGAAAAUGAGGCAGUCAGUGACAUUCUAUCAGAGGGUCUUGAAUUGCUGGAAGCUUCUUUCAAGUUGAGAGAAGAUAAUGGGAAAAUCAUUGACAUUAUGUCCGAAGGAGUUGAAUUACUGGAAGCUCCUUUCAAGCAGGUGGGGAAGUGUAAACAAGUCACACAUACUUUGCCCAAUAUGCUGAAGAAUCUGGAGGACUAUAUCGAGAAGGAAGAUGAUGCGUUCGAGAGACUUGAUAUGGUGGAGGAUUCUUUCAAGAAGGAGAAUGAAGUCAUGUCUUGUGCCUGUGACUCUGGAGAUUCUGAAGGACAAAAUCAAGACAGUAUCAAAGCAAUCUGGAAAAAUGAACCGUGCAAAUGUAGAAUUUAAAGAAGAUAGAAUUCCUUAUGCAUUCUUUCCUAUAGAAGGAAGUUUGAGAACGAGUUGAACGUGUUCAUGACAUCAUAAGGGUUUUGUUUCUAACUGUGGCCUUUGUGAUAAAAUAUCAGUCAAAACUUAUUUUUAAAAAUAAACUGCAAGGUUU